AUGGGUACCGAACGGCUUCGCGGACGAGGUGGCUUACCGCCGUGUCUUUUCUCGCGCCAUGCAGGAGGAGAUGCAACUGAUGCUCGACGAGGCCGUAGUGACGCGCUUCGAGAGAGCCAAGGCAAACCUCGCAACCAUCGCGAGUUCCGGUUCCGGUUCCGGUUCCGGUUCCGGUUCCAGUUCCGGCAGGGGCGGGGCGCGAGUCGGUCUAAUGGACCGACGGGACCCUCUCUGGCGGCAGAAGCUGUUCCGCCGCGAAGGCAUCCCGUAUUACUCCAGCGUCUCUUUGUUUCGGGCUGGCGGCGGCGGCGGCGGCGGCGGCGGGAGCAAGAGCAGUGGAUGGGGCAACCAGUCGGGAGGGAAGCGUCGACGGCAAUGGCGGGGGCGACGGGGUAG
This is a messenger RNA of Ectocarpus siliculosus, 396 nucleotides long. NCBI's taxonomy places the organism in Eukaryota, Phaeophyceae, Ectocarpales, Ectocarpaceae. The record is from the annotation of a GenBank genome assembly.